This is a messenger RNA of Conger conger (European conger), 4949 nucleotides long. RefSeq names its product C-Jun-amino-terminal kinase-interacting protein 1-like. Gene Ontology annotation, molecular function: protein binding. NCBI's taxonomy places the organism in Eukaryota, Metazoa, Chordata, Actinopteri, Anguilliformes, Congridae. The coding region runs from base 1 to 2139 and encodes 712 amino acids. The transcript has 12 exons. Gene Ontology annotation, biological process: regulation of JNK cascade. The record is from RefSeq and is a predicted model, not a curated record. Gene Ontology annotation, cellular component: cytoplasm.
AUGCAGCUCAGUUCCGCCAUGGGGUCCAACGAGGAAGGAGAUGGCUGGAUGGAGGACCAGUGGGAGAAAUGGCUCACCCAUGACAUCAGCCUUGAUGAGUUUGAAGACGAAGACCUCUCAGAGCUCACAGAGAUCACCGAUGAAUGUGGGGUGAGCCUCAACAGCAACAGUCUUGACAUCAAGAGUCAUGUGACGCGGGGAGCCAAUAGCGGGCCAGGGAAGGCAGAGGGGAGCGUGGCCACCAAGCUGCAGACGGAGAUGCUCCAUUUGGACCUGAUCGAUGCCGUGGACGACAUUCAGGACGAGGAAGCAGCGUUGCCCACCUCCAAACCGCUUGUGAAGGAACCCCCUCCUGUCACCAUGGAUACCUACCGGCCCAAGAGACCCACCACGCUUAACCUCUUCCCACAGGUGCCCCGCACUCAGGACACGCUAAACAACAACUCAUUUGGUAAGAAGUACAGCUGGCAGGAGAAGGUCCGGCACUCUUCCCCCCAGAAAACAGCGGAACUGACACCCUCACACGAACACGCCUGCCUGAGCGAAGAGGACACGUCGCAGCACGCCGGCAGCACGCAGACCAAAGACAAAGGCACCUCCACGGAUGCCCCUCGCCGAGCGACCUCUUCCACGCAGAGCGCGGGGGGCACGCGCUCCAAGCUGCAGGACAAGCCCCCGGGCGCGGCCCGAGGCCCUCAGUCCCCCGCCCAGGCGGCGUCGGGGGGCACGGCGCACCGGGAGCGGAUCCGCUACCACACGGAUGUGCGUCUGGAGCCCACCGAGGAGAUCUACCUGACCCCUGUUCAGAGGACCUCCGACCCCGUGGAGCAGGACCAGCCCUUCCUGUCUCAGGCGGGCGGGGAGAACAACCGCAUGUCCAUAAGCUCCGACGCCGAGGGGCCCCCGCCGUACCAGCCCCUCCCCGACCGGACUAACCCUUCCAUCAGCGAGGAGGACGAGGUGUACCCUCCCUCGUCGCCCUCCACGGUGGCCCUGGACCUGAGCGGGAGAGGGGCCGGAGCUGGGGUCGGGGCUGGGGCUGGGGCCGGGGUCGGGUUGGAGGUUCGCUCCGAGGCUUGCGUCCCAAGGACUUCCCUCAGCUCGGAGGCCAGCGGGCUCUCCUACGACUCGGUGAAGUACACGCUGGUGGUGGACGAGCACGCCCAGCUGGAGCUGGUCAGCCUCAGGCAGUGCUACCAGGGCUACAGCGACGACAGCGACUCGGCCACCGUCUACGACAACUGCGUCUCCUCGCCCUACGAGUCGGCCAUCGGAGAGGAGUACGAGGAGGAGGAGGAGGAGGGCGGGGGCUUGAGGCGGGACGCCCCCUGUCUGUCGCAGGACUCCACCCCCGAAGCCGGCCUGCCCGUCUCGCGCAAGUUCCUCAACGUCUUCAUGAAUGGCCACUCUCGCUCUUCCAGUGCAGAGUCCUUUGGCCUGUUCUCCUGUGUAAUCAACGGGGAGGAGCGAGAUCAGAGUCAUCGAGCUGUGUUCAGAUUUGUCCCUCGUCAUGACGAUGAGUUGGAGCUUGACGUGGAUGACCCAUUGUUGGUAGAGGUACAGGCGGAGGACUUUUGGUACGAGGGAUACAACAUGCGCACAGGUGCCCAUGGAAUCUUCCCUGCCUACUACGCCAUUGAGGUCACCAAGGACCCCGAUCACAUUGCUCCCUCAGUGAAAAGCUCUGACUGGGUGGACACAUUCCGGCUGAAAUAUCUGGGCUCUGUUCAAGUGCCGUAUCACAAAGGGAAUGAUGUUCUAUGCGCCGCUAUGCAAAAGAUUGCGACUAAUAGAAGAAUGACAGUACAGUUCAACCCUCCCUCCUCCUGCAUACUGGAAAUCAGUAUGAAAGGCGUGAAACUUGCUGUUCAAGAUGAAUACAGCAGUUUUAGCAGAGGAAAUAAAUGCAGUCACUUCUUUCAACUGAAGAACGUCUCUUUCUGUGGUUAUCAUCCGAAGAACAAUAAGUAUUUUGGUUUCAUUACCAAACAUCCAGCAGAUGAGAGGUUUGCUUGUCAUGUCUUUGUGUCAGAAGACUCAACCAAGCCUCUGGCAGAAUCAAUAGGGGAGGCAUUCCAGCGGUUCUACAAGCAACAUGUUGAGUACUCAUGCCCGACAGAAGACAUCUACCUUGAAUAGCCAGUCCUGCCUUCCCUGUACAUUAUUGUAUAUCAUAAUAUGUUGCAUGGUGGGAAACAUAAGGAAAUUAUUACAAUGAACACAAGUAAGACAUUUGUUUCGGGCCAAGUUAUUUCCUUGGAAAAGGUUUGAGUUCUAUCAAUGAUCUUGUUCCAAACUCAAAGUGCAACACUGUGGUGUUAAGACUCCCUCUUGUGAGUGGACAUAUGACAAAUAUAUAUACAUAUAUUUAUUUUUCCUGAUAUUUAACAGUAGGAACAAUUAAACAAACUAAAGUUCAAGGUGUUGUACAUUUCAAGGAAAUUCUGAGGCCAAAAAACUGAUGUUUGAAAUCAUGUCGCAGUAGUCCAUUUUUAUCAACUCUUCUGUGGUAAAUUGAUAAACAUGACAUAAUAGGAGAAACCAGAGAUUUCUUUGACAUCUGUAUUUGUACUGGCAAAGAGACCAAAAUGUGUGGCAGAUCUUUUACUUUUUUGUUUUUAUUUUUUGCCCCUAAUGUACUGUACUCCAGUUCUAAAUGCAUUUUGUCAUGGUGGAAACCCAUAUCUUAUGUUUGAUGUGGAUAUAAGCAUAUUUGUUAAAAGCUGUCCAUGAAAGGCUUGAUGACAGUUGGGGGGUAUUAGAUGACAUAUGGGGCUUUCAUAUGGCUUUGCUUCUGAAAUUCCCUUUCAUAACUGCAAGAACAGUGUAAGAUCAACUGUUUCACCAGUAGACCAUGCUUGUAGAUCUUUCAAAAUGUGCAUUUUUACAAAUUAUAAGAAGAAAAUCAGACACUCAAGCUUUUCCAGGACACCCUUCAAUUUCUUUUGAUGCACUGUAAUUGAAUUUAAAUGUUGGAGGUCACUCACUCUACCCUGUUAUGGGAAGUUGUUUUGGGAUCUGAUUUUGAGGUAUUUGAAUUAUCAUAGCUCUUCAGUCUUCCACUAAAGUUAUAACGGCAAACCACAGCUUCUUCAACACCACGAUAUCCUGUUUCCCCAGCAGGUUGGUAGAUGGCACCGCCAUACUUUUAACACACUUCAUUCCUCUUGAAUGACAACCCUAUUGAAGUUGCUCAUUCAGAUGAGACUUUGAAACAAACAAAAUCCCAGCAUUUCCUUGGCUUCCACUCCCAGUACCAAAAUUGUCACUUUUAUACCAUUGAGAUAAACCAGUAACCAGCCUGAGAAUUCAGUGACUAUCUGAUACUGUCUGACAGUUUUUCUGUACUACAGAUACCAUCAUUCAGCCCAAGGUUUCAGCAGCGGUUGAAUAAAGACCGAGGAUUAUCUUAUCUUGAAUGUUUAGGGAGAUUUCAUUAUAAUUCUGAUGUUUAUGAUGACGAAAACUCACUAAUGAAACAGUGACCCUCUGUUUCAUUAGUGGAAUCCCAACUGACCUAUUCUCUAUUUAAUAGAUGAAUCCAGGUGGUAUGACUGGAAUGAAAUGUAGCUAAGGAAAUCCUCUGUCCAUAGCAGAGAUACUGACUUUGUCUGGGAAGCACAAAGUGAGUCAGACUUUCUGUGACAUUCAGAUCUUCACAAGUAGUGCCUAUUUUUUUUAUCAUUAUCAUUAUAAUUACUGUGUAUAUACAUAUUUAUAUAUUUUGUUUAUUAAGAGUUAUCAUGGGGCUGUGGAAAUUGCUGUUGGUGAGUGGAGUAUCUCAAAGUGUGCCUAAAGUAAAACAGUGUUCAUGGCACUGAGAAAUGUCUUCAUUAUAAAACAUAAAAUGCACUGCAGUGCUGCUGGACCAUGUCAAUGUUCAAAUAUGAAAUGGGAUAUAUGGUAUACAUGCGUUAACUAUAUGCAUUCAUUACAUGCUUACAUGAAUUGUUUUAUUACAUGAGUUGUUUUAUUAGGAGGAAUCCUUGGAAAUCAUGUCUUGAAGAAUGUGAAUUGUUUUUCCAAUUUUCUUUCCUGUUUUUGGGUUUCAAAUUUUUGCUGUAGGCACUUUUAAGUUAUCAGGACAGGUAGAGGACAAUAUAUGUGUGUGUCACCCAGAGUAAAUCUACCAAGUAAGAAAAAAACCGAAAAAAACCAUAUAACGAAGCACACAGCAAUUAAACAAGAUGGGCAUACAUUCUUUAAAGUGGAUACCCACUGUUGUGAUGCAUACUAUACAGUAUGGUUCUUUAGUUUUCUUAUGGUAAACUGAAUCUGAUACAUGCACAACAUGGCACAUGGUCUUGUUGGCUUUCAUUUUUUCGUAUUCCAGCUUAGUAGGCCUGGCAAUGCUAAUGAACUGGCUGGUAUCCCAGACUACAGUAAGUCUACUCAAAGCUGCAUUAUGCCAAAAGUUCCAGUACAACAGCAAGGGAAAUCUCAUGACAAGGUGGUAACCCAAUAUCAAAAUCAGUGCAUUACAAUCAUUUUGCUGUCUUCCUGGCUCUGUAUCGUUGUGAUGCACUUACAUUGGCUUACAGUUUGGUGUUACAGCAGGUUCAUUUUUAAUUCAAGAGCCCAGAUGUACGAAGAGAUGUCUAAGAAUGUUAGCAUGCUAUCAAGAAAGGGACUUUCAUUUGUUACAUUAAUUUGGACAUUAUUGUAUAUAAAGUAAGAAAUGACUUCAGCCUCACAAAAAUUUAAUUGUAUUACUUUGAGCAGGAUAUUUUGCACAUUUUGUAAUAUAGCCAUUAUUCAAGUGAAAAUAAAAAUUGAGAAAAUAUCGCCAGCCAUUCUGCCUCGAGAAUGACAAUUUUCUUGACUCACUUUCCAGCAAAAUUCCAGCUUUUUUAUUUGUAUCAAUUUUGUUUAAUCCAAAGUCUGGCAUUAACACACAACAAAAACAGUGAAAAAUAAAAUCAUAACAUGUGUUGUAACAUUACAAUUCA